CCCGUCUGGAGCUGCUGCUGGCUGCUGCAGGCGUGCUAUUUGCGGCAGCGGAGAUACCUCUGCGAAAUGCCUUUUGUGUGCCCGGUGGUGUUUUUUAAGCUUGCGUUUCGUGAGGGUCUGAUCGCGGGGUUCGCAGCCAUGGCCCGUGGGGGAUUCCGCGGCCUGUCCUAGCUGGCUGAGCCGCUGCAGCGGCGGUGGGUCCGGUGCGGGGCACAGCCGGGGAUGAGGCCUACUUGUUAAAGCUCCCCCACCACCCCUCCAUCGCGAUGGCUGAUGAUCAACAACAACCUGGUCAGAAGCCUGCCUCGGGAUUAGGCUCUCUUCCAGCGCUGGUGCCAGGACUCCAGGGGCCCGAGGCUAACGCGUUACAGUUCAAAAUAAAGAAUUCAAUUUGCAAAUCUGUACAAUCAAAAGUGGACGGCAUAUUGCAAGAUGUUGAGAAGUUUACAGACAUCGAAAAACUCUACCUCUACCUUAAGUUGCCUUCUGGUCCCAGCAGUGGCAAUGAUAAAAGGACUGAGAAUGAGAGGGGGUCCUCCACUCCUGGAUUAUGUGAUCAGAGUUCCAUGUCGUCAAGCCGUACUCAACAGAUGUAUGCAUUCAACUGGAUACGCAAUCACCUAGAGGAGCACCCGGAGACGUCCCUUCCGAAGCAAGAAGUGUAUGAUGAAUACAAGAGCUACUGUGACAAUCUUGGCUACAAUCCACUGAGCGCAGCAGACUUUGGGAAGAUUAUGAAGAAUGUCUUUCCCAACAUGAAAGCACGUCGACUGGGCAUGAGGGGCAAAUCCAAAUACUGUUAUAGCGGACUGAGGAAGAAAGCUUUUGUUCACAUGCCAACCUUACCCAACCUGGACCUGCAGAAGUCCGGUGACGGGUGUGAGCUGAUGGAGCCGUCGGGCCAGUCUCCCAGCGCCGAGGAUGAGAUGAGAUCUGCCGCCUGCGGGCUGGUUUGCGAGUGGGCACAAAAGGUCCUCAGUCGUCAGUUUGACAGCGUGGAGGACCUGGCUCGCUUCCUGCUCAAUAGCCACUACAUCGGUACUAAGUCCAUGGCUGCACUCACUGUUAUGACUGGAACACCCACAGCAGGAAUGAAGACCCCAACCCCUGCCUCUGCCUUUGUGCCCACCGCAGAAGCCAACUCAUUCCAGCCCCAGGUGAAGACCUUGCCCUCUCCCUCUGUUGAUGCAAAGCAGCAGUUGCAACGCAAGAUCCAGAAAAAGCAGCAAGAGCAGAAGCUCCAUUCGCCCUUGCCCAGUGAGAGCCAGGUCAAGCGAACAGAGGCCAGCACUCCCGGGCCAACCAUUCCCUGUGGCAGCCCUGCUCUGUUGUCCCCUCAGCCCACCAUAGGAAUCGUAGUAGCGGCUGUCCCUAGCCCAGUCACGGUACAGAGAAGCAGGCAGUUGAUGACCUCACCCAGCCCCGUGGGGACAGCAGAAGGAAAGGUGUUGCCUGUGAACUUCCAAGUGGUCACUCAGUCUCUUAAGCAGUCCCCCAAAACUCCCCAGAACAUCUCGGCUAGUCCUGUGGGCGACCGGCUGGCACGUCACGGUACGCGCUACGCUCAGAUCCUGCCCAAGCCCUCCGCCACCAGUGCCAUCACGCUGCGCUCCCCGCCCGCCCUGCUGAUCACCAACAGCCCCAUAAAAACUGUGAUGCCCACUCCCCACGUCAGCUCGGUCAACGUGGUGAAGAUGACGGCCAUCGCUCUGGCCCCCAGCAGCAGUAACAGCAGCACCAACGUGCGGCCGGCCUCGGCUGGCAUGAGCACCACCGCUGCUCUGGACGAUUCCCAGCACUCACAGGGAGGAGGUUUGCUGACCCCCCAGUCUCCUGCAGUCAGACCGUGUGCCCAGCUAAUAACCCCAGCCCUCUCCACGGACAGCAAAGGGGUGUCCGAAGCUGGGAGUGACAAUAACUCCACGUCCGGCACAGACAAACAUGCUGUCGUAGCCAAAGAGGAGAGAGUGGCUAAGUUCAGGGCUGCCAGUGAGCCAAGCUUCCUUGUCAAGUGUUCUCCAGGACCAGACAAAGGCGUAAGAAUAAAAAGUGACUCCACCUCCCCGCCCACCUCUGUAGCUGGAUGUCAGGACAGCAAUAACAGUAACUGCCAUGACAGUACCUUGUACUUGACUGUUGAUAAUCAGAACUCCAACACAUCAUCCAAUGGCUCGUCUGCUGUUACCCCAUCAACCAAGGACCCCUGCUCAGAUGCCAAGAGCCCGAGGAAGCGCACAGCCGGGGAGUCCCACGUCAUUCCUGUCAAGAGGGUGUUUAUCUCCCAGCAGCCCGUUGCCGUAAACGACAAUCCCAAACCCGGGGUCAGUGCUGCAGUGAAGAGGAUUCCCAGGCCAGGAACCCCUGCGAGACCAGAGAGUGCCCCCUGCAAAGGGACUGUGAAACACACUUCUGUUGGGCCCCCGCAGAUCCUUGCACUCAGUGAUGCUCCCAUCACGCACACAGAGGGAACCCAGACCGCUGUGAAACAGCAGGACCUGGCGGUGAAACACGAAGACCACGCCAUGGCCAUCGAGGCUAACGCCGGAGGGGCCGGAAACAGCGCGGCCGAUCAGGCGUUGCUGCAGCAGAUCACCGGGGACCCUCGUGCCAUACCAGCCAACUCAGGACCACACCAAGCCUCCGUGAUGAGUGAUUUAAAGAGCACAAUGUGGGAGACGCAGCAGUUACCAGCAGACCACAAACAAGCCCCGUCUGACCAGCUCUCCAUGAUGAGCCAACCCUCGGAGGCCCCGGGCCAACUCACCCUCACCCAGGAGAUGGUGGACUUUGCAGGCUCUCAAGCCAACAUGGACUAUUUCCCGUUCAACGACGAUGACAUGACCCAGGACAGCAUAGUGGAAGAGCUGGUUCAGAUGGAGGAGCAGAUGAAGCUGAAAGGGCUGUUUGCUAACUGCGUGGACGUGUCCCUGCAGAGUCAGUCAGCCAGUAGUCAAAGCACCAUCCUCAGCGCUCACCAGGCCAGCACCGCCUUCUUCCACUCCGCCCACAGCAGCACCACUCCCGUCCAAACCCCCACCCCAACGCCCACACCCACGCCAACCAGAGAGAGCCCCUGCUCCCGCAUGGCUCCCAUCACCCCCGUGGACGGAGCCAUGGGCCGCCACACCCCCAUCAGCACGCCGCUGUCCAACUGCAGCAGCAGCGUGCCGCCCAGCCCGGUGGAGUGCCGCAACCCUUUUGCUUUCACUCCCAUCAACUCGAGCAUCACGGGUUACCAUGAUGCCAGUAUCGUCUCCAGCAGCCCCGUGAAGCCCAUGCAGAGGCCCAUGGCAACGCACCCCGACAAGGCCAAGCUGGAGUGGAUCAACAACCGCUACAACAGCAGCAGCUCGGCCGGCCCUUUGUCCAACCAUAGCAUAGGCAUUUUGCCCAGCUACCAAGACCUAGUAGACGAUCAGUUUCGUAAGCCUCAUGCUUUUGCAAUCCCUGGCCAGUCUUUUCAGUCUCAGACCAGACAGGACGCUGCUCACUUUGGCCGCUUGACCCCCAUUUCUCCGGUUCAGCAGCAGCAGCAGCAGCAGCAUAUGGCGACAGGUGUUAGUACUCCAACCAAACAGGAAAGCUUUGCCGUUCCUGCACCGCUGGACGGCAAGGCCUCCACCUCGUCUACGUCCAGCACUUUCCGUUGCCGCAGUGUCAGCCCGGCCGUGCGGCAGAGGAACUUCAGUGGAAACACCGGCCCUCAAACCACCACCACAAGCACCACCACCACAACCAGAGCCGUGGUCUCACCAUUCAACUCCCCCAUCACCUCAGAGGUGCUGAGCAUCCUCUCCAACAGCCAGACAGUCAGCUCUGUCCACAGCAUGGUCCAGCGCAGCCAGUCUGUGCCCCUGAACAUCAUGAUGCAGAGCGAGAUGCUGCCCGUGCAGGGUCAGGGGAACACCGCCAAGAUCACCAACGUUCUCCUCAGCAAGAUGGAAUCGGACGGGGACGAUUCCGUGCGUGGCCUGGGCAUGAACAACCUCCCCUCCAACUACACGGCCCGCAUGAACCUCACGCAGAUCCUGGAGACGACCCCCAGCUUCGCAGGGGGAGCCGCACACCAGGCGCAGCUGCCGGCCGGCUCCAACCCCGCCGACUUCCAGCUCCAGCAGCACGGCUAUCUCACCACGGGCAGCGGAGAGCAGGUGAGUUUCCCCAGCGGGGACGGCCAAGCACAAGCGGGCCCUGGCGAUCAAGACCAGCAGCAGCAGCAGCAGCAGCUCCAGGAGGACCCCGUGCAGACCCAGCCCCAGCUCCUCCUCCAGAGCACGCAGCAGCAGGAGGCGGAGGACGAACAGCAGCAGCUGGACUUCAACAACACUGUCAAGGACCUGCUGGGAGAGGACGGCCUCAACCCCAGCUCCCAGCUGGUCGGCCAGGUAGCUUCGGAGCUCAAUGCCGUGGCGUCCGACUUCUCAAACGACAUCAGACUGACCUCAGAUCUGUCCAGUAGCAUCACUGACCUUAACACUUUGGACACCAACUUGCUGUUCGAUCCCAAUCAGCAGCAGGAACAAUAUGAAGACUCAACACUGGAAGAACUGAAGAACGACCCGCUUUUUCAGCAGAUAUGCAGUGAUACUGUGAACUCUGGUUUUGACUGGCUAGAAAGCAAAGACCAGCCCACAACAGUAGAGAUGCUGGGGUAACGUUACCUUCUGACCUGUAUUAUUUCUGUUCUUUGUUGUUUGAAUUGAUGCAUAUGUAGUACCUGUUUUUACACCAUAGUUUGUUGGGAUUCGUCUGGACUUUGCCAUUUGUUCUGUUCAAAGUGCCAGGCUUAACCAGAAAAUCUCUCCUGCUGAUGUUUAGUUACUUCCCUCCUCUAUUGUUUUGUCACCCAGAGUUUCAGUAUUUAACCACUUUAUUCCCUCGUCUGAAUUCAGAAAUGUAAGCAUUUCAAGUAAAGAGUGAGCGCUCAGCGGCGGCACACACUUACAAAGAGCAUCUAUGUGUGCCGCGGACAGUGAGAUAAGGAUAAUCUUCAAAUAAUGCAAUAUUUGUACUUCAUGAACAAUUAAGGAAAGUGAGGUGGAUAGGAAAUCUGGCACAAGACUUCACCAAAAACUGUUGUGUACUAUUUUCAACGUGUGCAGUUCAAGUUCAACCAAAUGGAGACAAUAUUGGUAUUGUAGUAUAUGCACAUAAUAAUUGUAGUACGUUUGCCUGCCAUAUCUAAAUAUUAAAAAGGGUAGCAUCUUAGGCUGCCAGGUGCUGAAUUUCUGACAUAAUCUUUAUACUUUAUCAUAAACCAAAUCAGUGAAAAACUGAUUCACAUCUGAGCAUUGUCCAAGAGUGAAAUUUUCUUAAGCCUAUACUUCUUGUACUGUUUAAUAUCUUAUAAAGGGAGUAGAUGAGUCGGUAAGGAGAAGAUGGGGAUUCAGGCCACUUUGUGGACUAUAAUUGAAAGGAAUCAACAACUGGCUGCCUUAUUCCCAAAGUUCAAGGCCUUACGCCAUCUUUAGAAAGACUGUAUAUAGUUCAACGUUAAGAUAUCUUCAGAACCAUCCUGAGCUUCAUCCUAUCAAGGCAGCUGUUACUCUGAUAUUUUCCGCACUAUUUUUUUUCUUCUGUUUUUGUUUCCCAGUGUUACAGUAAAGAUGCGCAUUGUACAGGCUGACGAUUACACUGUGUGUGCCCUUAUCAGUUGUGUUAGAAAGAUUUGCUAUGCUGUCAUUUCAUUAAAAAGAAAAAAACGUGGCAGGCACACUUUCAGUCAUGAGAUUAAAAAAAAGAAGGUUUUUUUUGUUUUUUUGUUUGUUGGGCAUGCUACACUCCCAGCAUGGAUCACAAUAUCAAUGGUAUGGAGACGGCUUCGCUACACGAGCGGCCUAGAGGCCGUAUGUUUUGAUGUCAUCUAGAGAUCAAGAGGAAAUUAUGUUUGGAGAGAUCUGGCCUUAUGUCCAUACCAAAGAAAAUUUUCUUUUUUUCUUUUGGAAAUCAAAGAGAUUUUUACACAUAAAAACACUCCACGAUAACGUUAACAACAGUGGGAAGCAGGCACGCAGCCUCCGAGAUAUAAGAGACUUCUAUUGCAUUUGAGGAAAAGGAAUCAGUUGCGUGAAACUUGUGUACAAAUUUGUAAAUUUGUGAAAUGGUCACCGUCCUAUGUUUUAUAGGUAACCAUGGACCUGAAAGCAUGUUGAAACCAUCACUGCAAGCCAGGUAGGCUAUGUGAUACAGUAGGAUGCUUGCUUGAGUUUUUGGCUAUUGUCAAUGUUGUAUAAGUCAUGUUUAAGCUCCAUCUGUAAAUAGGAUAGAUGCAUAGAGAUUUGAUGUAUCAAGACACUAUAUUAUGGCCAUUAUUCUAGCUAAGUAUGUGCCAUUUAAAAGAAAAAAAAAGCUUAACAGAUUUAUAGUCGGCAAGAUACUGUAUGUUGUGUGUUACAUUUCUGGCUCAAUGUGUCGUAACAGUAAUGCUGUCUGGUCUCGCUUGCUGAUUUUACUUUUUUUUUUUUUUUUUUUCCUAUUCAAAGGUAAUAGGUCUCUGCAGUUGCAGAAUUGGUGUGUGCUUUGAGCAGGAUCAAUAGCAUGGUAUGUUGAGGAAAAAAAGUUGUGAUACUGUUAGCUGGUUGCAGACAUCUGUGACAGACAUUGUGCUCAAAGUCUUUCAGCAGACACUGGAAAAAAAAAAAAAGAAUAACUCAUAUUUCAACAAACUUUGGAGGUUCACAUUAUUGCACUAAAUUUUUAUGACACGUGGCUUUGACACAUCCUUAUGGACAAAUGUAAUGAUGGAUGCCCGCAAAAAGAAAAAGGAUAUUUUUUAUGACAAGAUGAGUAGGGAAAUAAAAUGGAUUGUCAGAAAAUGACUAAUUGUCUUGUAGCAAAAUGUGCUUUAAUCUCAGUGAGAUACACAUUUCUAACUCAUUCUCAUACAUGAGAAUACAAAGCAUUGAGGGAAAAAAAAGUUAAAUAACCUUUUAAAACCUACAUGCUCAUUAUGUUGAUAAAUGAUUGUACACACGCAUGUGUGAUGACUUCUGUUGUACUUUGUAUUCUUGGUAACCACUGUCUUCUGUGAUUUGGGCAGGUUCUGUUAACCAGACUUGCAGUGCUAGUGUCAUGAGUUACAUUUCUUUUUUUUGUGUGUGCGGUUUACUAAGUUAAUGUUCUAUAUGUUUAUUUUAAUGACUAUUUUCUGAUGACUUUUCAUUUCCUUUUUUUUUUUUUUUUUUUUUUUUUUUUUUUUUUACCUAAAUGCAUUUGUAAAGAAAAUUUCCAUUUCCUCAUUUUUUUCCUUAACAAUAAGGCACUGAUAUUUGAAUUUGAAUGAAGGAAAUGCACCUCUUUAUGAUUACAGAAGCUCCAUCAAGCAGUGAUUCUGAUUCUUUACCUUUUGACAAACCCAACUCUGUUUGACUAUCUUGUCCAUUUCUACCAGUAGAAAAAAACCCUCCUCUGUGGUGUUGUCUGGUGUUCUGCUUCAUGUACAGUAGCUUGUUAAUAUUGCAAACACGUUGUUUCUUUUUUCAAUGGAAAGUACUCACUGGUGAGAUUUUUAAAGUGGUUUUAAAAGCCAAUAAACCUUUUUUAAAGAA
Menidia menidia (Atlantic silverside) is the source of this 7547-nucleotide messenger RNA. Lineage: Eukaryota; Metazoa; Chordata; Actinopteri; Atheriniformes; Atherinopsidae. The record is from the annotation of a GenBank genome assembly.